Molecule: messenger RNA, 7226 nt
Organism: Salvelinus fontinalis (brook trout)
Lineage: Eukaryota; Metazoa; Chordata; Actinopteri; Salmoniformes; Salmonidae
Product: mpv17-like protein
Exons: 5
Coding region: 964-1620 (218 amino acids)
Cellular component (GO): cytoplasm; membrane
Source: RefSeq, a predicted model, not a curated record
UAAAAGUAGCCGCCGGCCACCAUACGUGCAUGUAAAAGUGAAGUGCAGUGUAACAGAUUAACAACACAUUUGAUUGGUUUAAAACCCGCAUGCCCAAUACUCUAAAAACUAACAGGGGUCAUUGAGAUUUGUGGAGUUGUUGAAGCGCGCUAUAAAUCUGAGCGCCUCACGGGACAAUCCUCUAGAUUAGCGGUUGACGCACAGGAUGGAUUUGGUAGAUAGCAACCUGAUACUGUACGGUACCGUACUGGUCGGUAUACAGGGACGGGAUGAUCUACAAUGGACGAAUGAAAUGCUUUAAAUGUAACGUAUCGAUGGAUUUCGCUACUCUUCCAUUAUCAAAUGAUUUGUUGUUAUUGUUGUUAUUAGGAUAGAAUGUGUGUAGUCCUAACGGUUAAAUAGACUAGAUGAGCUAUGACUGGAGAGCUAAAUACGGACCAUUCCUGUUUGGAUUCCAAAAGGAAGAGACCCAACGGAAUGGUGGCAGAUUUGGUGCGUUACAACACUGUCUUGUGGGACGUUUGUGAUGGAGCCGUUUUACUUUCUCACUAAAACAAGCAGAUGUAAGAAUGCGUAACAGUACUUUAAUGGUUGGAAGUAAUGUCUAAACAUUUUGGCUAAAUAUUAAUGUAUUUUCGGGUUCUGCUUGCUCACUAACAUCAGAUAACAAUCUCAGGUAUGCAAGCGUAGACUACAUUUAGCUGGCAUGCCAAGUGUGUGAAUAGGAGGAACUUUAAAAUAUCUAUCCCGCCAUUGUGCCCUUGGGUAGGGCGCUUAACCUAUGACCUGCUCCAUAGCCGCUGUACGGCCACUGACCGACCCGUGCCUCUCUCAACGUGUGUUUCUACACCGAGGAGGAUUUGGAAAGGCAGAAGACAACUUUCCUUUUGAAGUUUCACCCAACAAUGGACGACACGAUUAUAUUCUACUCUGUUCUGUUGUCGUAGAACACCGCAGUUCAAAAUGAACGUGUUGAAAAUGAGGAAAACCGUAUUAAAAGAAGCGGUUAAACGCUUUCCGUGGCUAGCCAACGUUACUCUGUAUGGCUGCCUGUUUGCCGGCGGCGACUUCGUUCAUCAGAUGAUCGCACAAAGAGAAGAGAUGGACUGGAAACACACCAGAAAUGUUGCCAUAGUGGCCAUCAGUUUCCAUGGAAACUUUAAUUAUUUCUGGUUGCGGGCUUUGGAAAGCUGUUUCCCGGGAAAAUCUCCCGGAAUGCUCUUCCGCAAACUACUCCUGGACCAAAGUUUUGCAUCACCCUUGGCAACGAGUGUCUUCUACACAGGAGUGAGUUUCUUGGAGAAUAAAGACGAUGUCUUCGAGGACUGGAGAGAAAAGUUCCUCAACACGUACAAGACUGGACUCAUGUACUGGCCUUUCAUGCAGUUCCUAAACUUCCUCCUGAUGCCUCUGUACCUGAGGACAGUCUUCAUGGGCUGCUGUGCGUUCCUGUGGGCCACCUUCCUGUGUUUCUCCCGGCAGAGCGGGGACGGUACGGCCAGCGUGGCCCUCGCCUUCGUCCUGUAUCCCAAACAGAGGCUGCAGGCCGCCCGGGAGGCCCACCUCGCACGCAGGAAACAGAAAGAAGAGGAAGAACAGCAGCAGAGCACUGACAACUAACUGAAUUGGUUCAAUGAGAUUGGAUUCAGGAAACAGGAAACAGAAGAGGACCUGCACUGACAACUGAACUGCUAAAAUGUUAUUUCAAAUGAAAUUUCAACAAAACGUUGGUAUAUCUCCCUGUCUCCAAGGGCAACAAGACAAGGAACGAGGGCGUGGUUAGAGGGUGAGAACACAAUGUCAUCAUGUGAGGCCAGGCCAGGCUCUUACAAAAAAACACAGAGAACUUAAUCAGUUGGGUUGAAUAUAACUUUAUUGAUAUCCUCAGGGGCAAGGAGGAGUGAAUAUAACUUUAUUGAUAUCCUCAGGGGCAAGGAUGAGUGAAUAUAACUUUAUUGAUAUCCUCAGGGGCAAGGAGGAGUGAAUAUAACUUUAUUGAUAUCCUCAGGGGCAAGGAGGAGCGAAUAUAACUUUAUUGAUAUCCCCAGAGGCAAGGAGGAGUGAAUAUAACUUGAUUGAAUAUAACUUUAUUGAUAUCCUCAGGGGCAAGGAGGAGGCAUUGUUGGAGCACAGUUAUAUAAUUUAAGCCUACUGUACAUAUACAAAUACAUUCAUCUAAUACUAUGCCAGCAACACAUACAGUGGGCCUAAUACCUCCCUCUAAUACUAUGCCAGCAACAUGUACAGUGGGCCUAAUACCUCCCUCUAAUACUAUGCCAGCAACAUGUAACAGUGGGCCUAAUACCUCCAUCUAAUACUAUGCCAGCAACACGUAAAGUGGACCUAAUACCUCCAUCUAAUACUAUGCCAGCAACAUGUACAGUGGGCCUAAUACCUCCAUCUAAUACUAUGCCAGCAACACGUAAAGUGGACCUAAUACCUCCAUCUAAUACUAUGCCAGCAACACGUACAGUGGGCCUACAUUACAAACGUUACAUCACUGAUUCAAUUCAACACAACUUUAUCAAUCCCGUCAAGGGCAACCCAGAAAGCACAGUCGGACACGGAACACAUUACUUCCAGACAUUCAGACUGUACAGGUGUAGAAGUGCAAUACAUUUAGUGAAACAGAAGUUACUCUGAGACGCUUGAUACAUACAAACAACUCCAGGGGCCGUAGAUGUAAGACAAACAUGUUGGGUGGAUGAGAGAGGUGGUGUUAGAUGUUGUGAUUACAGGGAUGUUCCUCGGGGAGAGGUGGUGUCAGAUGUUGUGAUUACAGGGAUGUUCCUCAGGGAGAGGUGGUGUUGUGAUUACAGGGAUGUUCCUCAGGGAGAGGUGGUGUUAGAUAAUGUGAUUACAGGGAUGUUCCUCAGGGAGAGGUGGUGUUAGAUAAUGUGAUUACAGGGAUGUUCCUCAGGAAGAGGUGGUGUUAGAUGAUGUGAUUACAGGGAUGUUCCUCAGGGAGAGGUGGUGUUAGAUAAUGUGAUUACAGGGAUGUUCCUCAGGGAGAGGUGGUGUCAGAUGUUGUGAUUACAGGGAUGUUCCUCAGGGAGAGGUGGUGUCAGAUGUUGUGAUUACAGGGAUGUUCCUCAGGGAGAGGUGGUGUUAGAUAAUGUGAUUACAGGGAUGUUCCUCAGGGAGAGGUGGUGUUAGAUAAUGUGAUUACAGGGAUGUUCCUCAGGGAGAGGUGAUGUUGUGAUUACAGGGAUGUUCCUCAGGGAGAGGUGGUGUUAGAUAAUGUGAUUACAGGGAUGUUCCUCAGGGAGAGGUGGUGUUGUGAUUACAGGGAUGUUCCUCAGGGAGAGGUGGUGUCAGAUGUUGUGAUUACAGGGAUGUUCCUCAGGGAGAGGUGGUGUUGUGAUUACAGGGAUGUUCCUCAGGGAGAGGUGGUGUUAGAUGUUGUGAUUACAGGGAUGUUCCUCAGGGAGAGGUGGUGUUGUGAUUACAGGGAUGUUCCUCAGGGAGAGGUGGUGUUGUGAUUACAGGGAUGUUCCUCAGGGAGAGGUGGUGUUAGAUGUUGUGAUUACAGGGAUGUUCCUCAGGGAGAGGUGGUGUUGUGAUUACAGGGAUGUUCCUCAGGAAGAGGUGGUGUCAGAUGUUGUGAUUACAGGGAUGUUCCUCAGGGAGAGGUGGUGUUAGAUGUUGUGAUUACAGGGAUGUUCCUCAGGAAGAGGUGGUGUUAGAUGUUGUGAUUACAGGGAUGUUCCUCAGGGAGAGGUGGUGUCAGAUGUUGUGAUUACAGGGAUGUUCCUCAGGGAGAGGUGGUGUUGUGAUUACAGGGAUGUUCCUCAGGGAGAGGUGGUGUUGUGAUUACAGGGAUGUUCCUCAGGGAGAGGUGGUGUUGUGAUUACAGGGAUGUUCCUCAGGGAGAGGUGGUGUUAGAUAAUGUGAUUACAGGGAUGUUCCUCAGGGAGAGGUGGUGUUGUGAUUACAGGGAUGUUCCUCAGGGAGAGGUGGUGUCAGAUGUUGUGAUUACAGGGAUGUUCCUCAGGGAGAGGUGGUGUUGUGAUUACAGGGAUGUUCCUCAGGGAGAGGUGGUGUUAGAUGUUGUGAUUACAGGGAUGUUCCUCGGGGAGAGGUGGUGUCAGAUGUUGUGAUUACAGGGAUGUUCCUCAGGGAGAGGUGGUGUUGUGAUUACAGGGAUGUUCCUCAGGGAGAGGUGGUGUUAGAUGUUGUGAUUACAGGGAUGUUCCUCAGGGAGAGGUGGUGUUAGAUGUUGUGAUUACAGGGAUGUUCCUCAGGGAGAGGUGGUGUUAGAUGUUGUGAUUACAGGGAUGUUCCUCAGGAAGAGGUGGUGUUAGAUGUUGUGAUUACAGGGAUGUUCCUCAGGGAGAGGUGGUGUUGUGAUUACAGGGAUGUUCCUCAGGGAGAGGUGGUGUUGUGAUUACAGGGAUGUUCCUCAGGAAGAGGUGGUGUUAGAUGUUGUGAUUACAGGGAUGUUCCUCAGGGAGAGGUGGUGUUGUGAUUACAGGGAUGUUCCUCAGGAAGAGGUGGUGUUAGAUGUUGUGAUUACAGGGAUGUUCCUCAGGAAGAGGUGGUGUCAGAUGUUGUGAUUUGCAGAGAUGUUCCUCAGGAAGAGGUGGUGUCAGAUGUUGUGAUUUGCAGGGAUGUUCCUCAGGAAGAGGUGGUGUUAGAUGUUGUGAUUACAGGGAUGUUCCUCAGGAAGAGGUGGUGUUAGAUGUUGUGAUUUGCAGAGAUGUUCCUCAGGGAGAGGUGGUGUCAGAUGUUGUGAUUACAGGGAUGUUCCUCAGGAAGAGGUGGUGUUAGAUGUUGUGAUUACAGGGAUGUUCCUCAGGGAGAGGUGGUGUUGUGAUUACAGGGAUGUUCCUCAGGGAGAGGUGGUGUUGUGAUUACAGGGAUGGUCCUCAGGGAGAGGUGGUGUUAGAUGUUGUGAUUACAGGGAUGUUCCUCAGGGAGAGGUGGUGUCAGAUGUUGUGAUUACAGGGAUGUUCCUCAGGAAGAGGUGGUGUUGUGAUUACAGGGAUGUUCCUCAGGGAGAGGUGGUGUUAGAUGUUGUGAUUACAGGGAUGUUCCUCAGGAAGAGGUGGUGUUAGAUGUUGUGAUUACAGGGAUGUUCCUCAGGGAGAGGUGGUGUUGUGAUUACAGGGAUGUUCCUCAGGGAGAGGUGGUGUUGUGAUUACAGGGAUGUUCCUCAGGGAGAGGUGGUGUUAGAUGUUGUGAUUACAGGGAUGUUCCUCAGGGAGAGGUGGUGUUGUGAUUACAGGGAUGUUCCUCAGGGAGAGGUGGUGUUGUGAUUACAGGGAUGUUCCUCAGGGAGAGGUGGUGUUGUGAUUACAGAGAUGUUCCUCAGGGAGAGGUGGUGUUGUGAUUACAGGGAUGUUCCUCAGGGAGAGGUGGUGUUAGAUGUUGUGUUUUGCAGAGAUGUUCUUCAGGGUGUGUAUUUGAUGUUCAUGUAUAUAUGUAAAAUGUGUUUAUUCUAUGCUCUCAAUUUCUAUGUCCCAUCGGUUGUGCCUUCUGUUGGUAACAAGAGCCCUUCAUGUUCUGGUCUAGAUUUAGUUAGUUCUUACUCAGAGAAACUGUGUGUGUUUUUGUGGCUUUUUGUGUGUGUGUGUGUGUGUGUGUGUGUGUGUGUGUGUGUGUGUAUAUAUAUAUUUAUACAGUACCAGUCAAAAGUUUGGACAUACCUAUUCUUUCAAGGGUUUUUCUUUAUAUUUACUAUUUUCUACGUUGUAGAAUAAUAAUGUAGACAUCAAAACUAUGAAAUAACACAUUUGGAAUCAUGUAGUAACCAAAAAAGUGUUGAACAAAUCUAAAUAUAUUUUAUAUUUUGGAUUCUUCAAAGUAGCUACCCUUUGCCUUGAUGACAGCUUUGCACACUCUUGGCAUUCUCUCAACCAGCUUCACCUGGAAUGCUUUUCCUACUGUCUUGAAGGAGUUCCCACAUUUGCUGAGCACUUGUUGGCUACUUUUCUUCACUCUGCUGUCCAGCUCACCCCAAUCCACCUCAAUUGGGUUGAGAUUGGAUGAUUGUGGAGGCCAGGUCAUCUGAUGCAGCACUCCAUCACUCUCCUUCUUGAUCAAAUAGCCCUUACACAGCCUGGAGGUGUGUUGGGUCAUUGUCCUGUUGAAAAACAAAUGAUAGUCCCACUAAGCGCAAACCAGAUGGGAUGGGGUAUCUAUGCAGAAUGCUGUGGUAGCCAUGCUGGUUAAGUGUGCCUUUAAAUCACUGCUGUUUCUCUUUGCUUAUUUGAGCUGUUCUUGCCAUAAUAUGGACUUGGUCAUUUGCCAAAAAGGGCUAUCUUCUGUAUACCACCCCCUACCUUGUCACAACACAACUGAUUGGCUCAAACGCAUUAAGAAGGAAAGAAAUUCCACAAAUUAACUUUUAACAAGGCACACCUGUUAAUUGAAAUGCAUUCCAGGUGACUACCUCAUGAAGCUGGUUGAGAGAAUGCCAAGUGUGUUCAAAGCUGUCAUCAAGGCAAAGGGUGGCAACUUUGAAGAAUCUGUUUAAUUUGUUUAAGACAACAUUGGUUACUACAUGAUUCCAUAUGUGUUAUUUCAUAGUUUUGAUGUCUUCACUAUUAUUCUACAAUGUAAAAAAAAUAAUCCGUAGAAUGAGUAGGUGUGUCCCAACUGUUGAAUGGUACUGCUCAAGUGUUGUAUAACUAGUCUUCCAGAUUGACCAUCGAAGGAUAAAGUGCUAUCCUGUCAUGUUACUUGAAUUGUCUAUAUAUUUAUUUGAACCUACUAGGUUGCCAUCGACCCGGUUACCUUAUAACGUACAUAUAUCCAUGAACAAGAGGUGAACCAUUAGGGCUGCAAAAUACCCCAAAUUCCUAGGGUUUCCAGAAAUACCCAUUGGAGGAUUCCCGGAUGUCCUCCUUAUUCCUUGCCAAUUCCAGUUUUUUGUUUUUCCAACCCUGGGAAUCUGGGAAAGUGUCAGGAACUUUGCAUCCCAUCAAGGUACUGAAGAUCUGUAACAUUCUUUACUUAAGUCAAACCUUACUGUAGAAUUUUCCACAAAUCCCGGUUGAAAUAUUCCUGGAAUCUGAAGGGUAUAAAGGAAGAAAUCCAGGGAUACUCUUACCUGGAUUUCUGUAAAUGUUGUUCAACCCGACUGUAUAAUCUACUUAAGUAGUGUUAAUAUUACAAAUACUCAACAUUCACUACCUGUGUACCUGUGUUCACUGUUUCAUAGAAGAGUUGUGUUAUGACAUACGUUGAAUGAAUAGAUAGAAAUAAAAUCCAAGGUCAAGUCA